GAUGACAUCUUAAUCCCUGAAAAGAUUUUCAUCCUGGAGGAGACUGUGCGGGAGGAGGCAGAGGAGGUACAUGCACAUCCAUGUUAUUUCUAAUUCUAUUGUUUAUUUCAAGACCCAAUCUGUCAUCCCUGAGGCCAUUUUGGAUAUAAAAUGGACAACAUACUGUAUAUGCAGAGAUUCUUGAAUAUAACUAUAGCUUAAUAGAUGCCUUAAUUGUUUUCUACCAAGAGGAAAGAACGGUUAGUACAGCAUGCCAAACUGACCUCUGGGUGCCAGAGUGUUCCUGUGCUGCGGUGGAGAAGAGGUAUCCUGGGACCUUCACUAAAGAGCUCGAGGCCCAGCUAGAUUGCGCUCACGACCAUCAGUAUACAACCGAGUCCUGCCCCUAUACGCCACAGAUGGAGCUGACGGAGAAUGAGAUCAGUGAGGACCAGGACUCGCUGUAUGAACCUGAGAGCUCAGAAUCACAAUCAUCACAAUGCGAGCCAAGAGAUACUAUCGAAGAGUGUGUGCAAGAUCCAAAAUACAUAGUCUUUGAUAGCAUGCUGAAGGAGUUGUUCAAUGUCUGCCAUUAG
Molecule: messenger RNA, 575 nt
Organism: Coregonus sp. 'balchen'
Lineage: Eukaryota; Metazoa; Chordata; Actinopteri; Salmoniformes; Salmonidae
Source: the annotation of a GenBank genome assembly